This is a messenger RNA of Erythranthe guttata (spotted monkey flower), 1104 nucleotides long. NCBI's taxonomy places the organism in Eukaryota, Viridiplantae, Streptophyta, Magnoliopsida, Lamiales, Phrymaceae. The record is from RefSeq and is a predicted model, not a curated record.
AUGGAAGAAACAAGAAUCGCUGAACCGGAGCAGACCGCUGUUGUUCUCUACGCCUCCAACGCGAACUGUCCAUCCAACAGUUGCAAUGGUUCCUGCAACAGUUCCCGCGGAGGUAGUUCUUCGCGUUAUCAGCGCGGGGGUGGCCGAUCCAACCGUCGCGGAGGUCGCAGCACUAACCGUCACCCCAUGCAGCACUACGACUACCAUAGUGCCCAUGGCGCAUCUCAACUCUGGCGUGCACCUUACCGACAACCGUCAAUUCUGGGAUCCGCUCCAAAUACAUCGGGCCACUCAUCCACUCCAGCGGCUCAAGCCUACUUUACUGGACCACGUGAACCCUACACCGGCCACUCGGCUCCUACUCAGGUUCAUCCGCAGCAACAACCAUGCCACAGCUCUAACAGUUUCAUCAACAAUUGCAACAGUUCCUGCAACAGUGCCAACGUGGUGGAUCUCGCAAACUGUUUGAAUACGGUGACACUUCAGCAGCCUACCGAGUCACAGUGGUUCAUGGACAGCGGGGCGACCUCUCAUAUGGCACCGCACUCAGGUAAUUUCAAUUUUGUUUUUAAUCCUGGCAGUCAUUUCCCCAAACAUGUCGUCGUCGGUAAUGGUUCCACCCUCCCCAUAACCCACAUAGGCCACACAAUUCUUCCCACCACUCCUUUCCGCCUCACAAAUGUCUAUGUCACACCCAAUAUCGUCAAACACCUUAUCUCUGUUCGAAAGUUCACCCGCGACAACUCAUGUUCAGUUGAAUUUGACCCGUUUGGUUUUUCUGUGAAGGAUCUUCGGAGUCGAGUCGAGAUUUUCAGGUGCAAUAGCUCCGGUGACCUAUAUCCAUUUAAAGUCCCUCCCCCCACCUCACAUCCCGUUGCUUUCCUCACUGUCGCAACACCUUCAUCUCGCACUCUUUGGCAUCGGCGUCUAGGCCAUCCCGGCAAACAGGUCAUGUCUCGUUUAUUUUCUAGCACUUUUCUUUCCCAUAAUAAAGACCCUGGGGAGUCUCUUUGUAAUGCCUGUCAAUUAGGCAAACAUUUUCGUCUACCAUUUUUUUCUCAAAAAUCUACUACUGUUGCCCCCAUUUCAAAUUAUUCAUGCUGA